AUGAGUAAUACUAAUAGUACAGAUGUUGAUGAGUUGCAACAGCUUGGACCUGUGAAGCCACCUCGCCUAAUUGGCCCUAUGGAUAAGUUUGCAAAUCAAAUUAAUCCUGAAUAUUCUUUAAGUUCAGGAAAGGGCAAGGCGAAACAACGAAUUAUUGAGACAUUUGACAAAGAAAGGAGUAACCAGGUGAAAGGGUACAUAUGUAGAUGGGCCUAUGAAGCUGCUAUUCCAUUUGAUGCUUUUGAGAGAGAUAGCUUCAAGUUGAUGGUUGAAGCUAUUGGUCAAUAUGGUCCGGGGGCUCAAGGACCAAAUAGAUAUGAAAUGAGUGAGGCGUAUUUGAAAAAUGAUGUUGAUCUAGCCCGAGAAGCUUUGAAGGUGCAUGAAGCGGAGUGGAAACUAUAUGGCUGCUCAAUUAUGACCGAUGCAUUGACAAAUAGGAAGAGAAGAAGUAUCAUGAACUUGUGUGUCAAUUCAAGGUUGGACACAGAGAAUGUUGUUCAAAUUGUCACUGAUAAUGCCUCGAACAACAUGAGAGCUGCUAAAUUAUUGAAAGAGAGGAGGCCAAUGAUAUUUUGGACUUGUUGUGCAACUCAUUCCAUUAAUAUAUUGCUUGAAAACAUUGCAGGUUUACCAAUGUUUAAAAGAGUUCUUGAACAAGCAAAGAGUUUGACUAUCUUUAUCAAUGCACACCAUAAAACAUUGACAAUGAUGAGAUCCUUUACAAAUAAGUGUGACAUAGCUAGGCCAGGUGCGACUAGUUUUGCUUCUACAUUUAUUACUUUACAAAGUUUAGCUGAUAAGAAAGUUGAACUAAAAGCUAUGUUUACAAAUAAUGAAUGGGAUGAAUGUAAAUUUGCCAAAACAAUUGAAGCGAAACAGGCCUAUUCUACUGUCUUGAGUCAGACAUUUUGGCAAGGGGUGGAAUUAUGUUUGAAGGUUUUUGCACCAUUGGUGAAUGUGCUUUGUAUUGUUGAUCCGGAUAAGAAACCUUCAAUGGGAUUAGUUUAUGGUGAGCUUAUGCAGGCCAAAGAAGACAUUAAGAAGGCAUUGAAUGGAGUUGAAAAGAACUAUGAGCCUAUUAUUAGAAUAAUCGAAGAGAAGAUAAAAAAUAGGCUAGACACCCCUCUUCAUUUGAUGGCUUUCUUGUUGAAUCCUUAUUACCAUUAUAAAGAUCCUCUGUUUCAUUUGGAUGAUGCUGUUUCUAUUGGAAGCGUUAAGUUCCUCGAGAAAUAUUACUUUGGUGAUAUAGAAAUACAAAACAAGAUAUUAAAGGAAGAAUUGUCCAAGUAUAAGAUGAAAGAUGGAAUGUUUGGGAAAUCAAUUGCACUAAAAGGAUGUGAGUCUAAUGAUGAGCACUAUGAUCCGGCAAUGUGGUGGUCAACUUUUGGCGUAGGAGCUCCAAAUUUGAAAAGAUUAGCAAUGAAGACUCUAUCUCUUAUUACUUCAAGUUUUUCGGAGUGUGAAAGGAAUUAG
This is a messenger RNA of Ipomoea triloba (trilobed morning glory), 1473 nucleotides long. RefSeq lists its product as uncharacterized. Lineage: Eukaryota; Viridiplantae; Streptophyta; Magnoliopsida; Solanales; Convolvulaceae. The transcript is spliced from 4 exons. Bases 1 to 1473 code for a protein of 490 amino acids. The record is from RefSeq and is a predicted model, not a curated record.